Funneliformis geosporum is the source of this 345-nucleotide messenger RNA. Lineage: Eukaryota; Fungi; Glomeromycota; Glomeromycetes; Glomerales; Glomeraceae. The record is from the annotation of a GenBank genome assembly.
AUGACUCGUCUAUCAAAAAGAAAAGCUAGAAUUAAAGAGCAAGAAAGAAACGUUUGGUCAGAUAGUGCACACUUGGAACAAAAGAAACGCAGACCUUACCUUAUUGGAAAAACCAAAAAAUCAACAUAUUUUAAUAAAUAUGGACCAAGUGGCUCCUUUACAAAAGCUGCGAAAGGAACUGCAAAUAUAUUAAUACUUAUAAAUAAACACAAAUCAAUUCCGGCUGAUUUUGAUGAAGUUUUGGAUGAUAUGGAAAUUGAUGAACUUAACUAUAUGUCUCUUAAUCUAAAAGAAAGAAUCGAAAAUUUGAAAGUUGAACUUAAAGAAAAACAAAAGUCAUUAACA